This is a messenger RNA of Aegilops tauschii subsp. strangulata, 993 nucleotides long. The record is from RefSeq and is a predicted model, not a curated record. NCBI's taxonomy places the organism in Eukaryota, Viridiplantae, Streptophyta, Magnoliopsida, Poales, Poaceae.
AUGGCGAGGCGGCUCGGCGUCCUCUGGAGCGAGGAUGGGGCGGCGCGGCGGCAUGCCGUCCUCCUUGGUCCGCGCACGGCGACGAGGCGGCUCAUCGUAGUCGUCGUCGCUCGAGCCUUCCCCGGAGGAAGUGCGGCUGCUGGAGGAGCAGCGGACAUUGUCAAGGGCAAGUUCACCAUGGAGGACGCCGCCGCGCUGACCGUCAUCGUCGGUGGAGUGGUCGCUGCCGUCGUCGUCGCCCUCCAGGGGCAUGAACUCGCCGCGCCCGACGUGCACGUCGCCGCCCUCGUCGGCUCAAUCGUCGCCCUUGCCGGCUCCGUCGCCCGCCACCUCGCGCUGCCAUCUCCAUCUCCCUCGACGGAUCUGCUCGCGUCCGAGGACACCGCCCCCAUCGCCGAUCCCGCCGUCCGUCGCCCCCGGACCGCCACCGCGCUCCCCCGUCCUCCUCUGGACGCCGUCGCCCCGACACCGCGCCGUCGUCCAUCGCCCCCGACACGCCACCUCGCCGCAUUCAACCUCGCCUCCGCCUACGGCCACCGCACGACCUCACGGUCGAUAUACUUCAUCGGAGCCUCCCCACCGGGGCAUGAACUCGCCGCGCCCGACGUGCACAUCGCCGCCCUCGUCGGCUCCGUCGUCGCCCUCGCCGGCUCCGUCGCCCGCCACCUCGCGCUGCCAUCUCCAUCUCCCUCGACGGAUAUGCUCGCGUCCGAGGACACCGCCCCCAUCGCCGAUCCCGCCGUCCGUCGCCCCCGGACCGCCACCGCGCUCCCCCAUCCUCCUCUGGACGCCGUCGCCCCAACACCGCGCCGUCGUCCAUCGCCCCCGACACGCCACCUCGCCGCAUUCGACCUCGCCUCCGCCUACGGCCACUUCACGACCUCACGGUCGAUAUACUUCAUCGGAGCCUCCCCACCGGUCUGCCUCCUCGCCGCACGUCGUCCCCGACGACCUCCUCGACCCCCGCUGCCCGAAUCCCCACCGCCCCUGUGA